AUGCGGCGACCGUCACUCCUGCUGCUGCUCUUGCUGCUCAGGCACGGGGCCCGGGGCAAGCCCUCCCCGGAGGCCAGCCCGCACGGCCAGGCACGCGUGCACCACCAGGCCCCCCUGAGCGAGGCCACUCACGAUGAUGCCCAUGGGAACUUCCAGUACGACCACGAGGCUUUCCUGGGACGAGAUGUGGCCAAGGAGUUCGACCAGCUCAGCCCAGAGGAAAGCCAGGCCCGCCUGGGGCGCAUCGUGGACCGCAUGGACCGCGCGGGGGACGGGGACGGCUGGGUGUCGCUAGCCGAGCUCCGCGCGUGGAUCGCGCACACGCAGCAGCGGCACAUACGGGACUCGGUGAGCGCGGCCUGGCACACGUACGACACGGACGGCGACGGGCGAGUGGGUUGGGAGGAGCUGCGCAAUGCCACCUAUGGCUACUACGCGCCUGGCGAGGAAUUCCACGACGUGGAGGACGCCGAGACCUACAAGAAGAUGCUGGCGCGGGACGAGCGGCGCUUCCGCGUGGCCGACCAGGACGGGGACCUGGUGGCCACGCGGGAGGAGCUGACGGCCUUCCUGCACCCGGAGGAGUUCCCGCACAUGCGGGACAUCGUGGUGGCGGAGACGCUGGAGGACCUGGACAGGAACAAGGACGGCUACAUCCAGGUGGACGAGUACAUCGCGGACCUGUACUCGCCCGAGGCCGGGGAGGAGGAGCCGGCCUGGGUGCAGACGGAGCGGGAGCAGUUCCGGGACUUCCGGGACCUGAACCACGACGGGCGGCUGGACGGCAGCGAGGUGGGCCACUGGGUGCUGCCCCCCGCCCAGGACCAGCCGCUGGUGGAGGCCAACCACCUGCUGCACGAGAGCGACACGGACAAGGACGGGCGGCUGAGUAAGGCGGAGAUCCUGGGCAACUGGAACAUGUUCGUGGGCAGCCAGGCCACCAACUACGGCGAGGACCUGACCCGCCACCACGACGAGCUGUGA
Pipistrellus nathusii (Nathusius's pipistrelle) is the source of this 984-nucleotide messenger RNA. The record is from the annotation of a GenBank genome assembly. NCBI's taxonomy places the organism in Eukaryota, Metazoa, Chordata, Mammalia, Chiroptera, Vespertilionidae.